Musa acuminata AAA Group (dessert banana) is the source of this 1564-nucleotide messenger RNA. RefSeq names its product transcription factor MYB14-like. Bases 464 to 1399 code for a protein of 311 amino acids. NCBI's taxonomy places the organism in Eukaryota, Viridiplantae, Streptophyta, Magnoliopsida, Zingiberales, Musaceae. The record is from RefSeq and is a predicted model, not a curated record. The transcript has 3 exons.
CGAAGGCAAACGAAUUUGUGCAUAACCACUUGGUAGGAUUUACGAACUGUGUCCAUGGCAUUGUUGUCUCAGAAGUAUCACCAACCCGGAGCAGUAGAUAGAACACUAUCUCCCACCAGAAGCCAGAAGAAAAGGUUCCUGUUACAUUGUUGGAAUAACAUCAUUCUGUAGCAAAGAGAGAAUUCGUUGCCGAGUCCUUUUUAUGUUAGAUGAGAAGGAGAAGGAGCUAGGAAGGCUCGUCCCGUGCAAUUAGAGAAGAGAGAGAGAGAGAGAAAGUGAGAGAGUGAGAGAGCGAGAGAGAGAGAUAUGAGACGGGAAGAGAAGAGAGAGAGAGGGAGAGAAAAGAUCUACCGUCGUGCCUCACAUAAAAGGGGAGAGCUCUCCUACCAAAGACUGCUCAAAGUUGGAGAGAGAGAAGGGUAUAAGAAUAAGAAGAACAGCGAAUCAACAUAGAGAAGAGGGAAUGGGGCAUCACUCCUGUUGCAACCAACAGAAGGUGAGGAGAGGGCUAUGGUCUCCUGAAGAAGACGAGAAGCUCAUCAGAUAUAUCACAGCCCACGGCUAUUGCUGCUGGAGUGAGGUCCCCAUGAAAGCAGGGCUUCAAAGGUGUGGCAAGAGUUGCCGCUUAAGAUGGAUCAAUUACUUGAGACCCGGCAUAAGGCGAGGAAGGAUAACGCCGGAGGAGGAGAAGUUAAUCAUCAGCCUCCACGGGAUUGUUGGGAACAGAUGGGCUCACAUAGCAAGCCAUUUGCCUGGUCGAACAGACAACGAGAUCAAGAACUACUGGAACUCUUGGAUCAAGAAGAAGAUCCGCAAGCCUACGACACCCCAGCCUACCGCGUCCCCGAGAGUUGAGCUGGUCCACCCAUCUCGCAACUCCAUGAAUCAACUCGAUUCUACUGAUCUCCAUCGAGAUUUAACGUCCAAGUCAUCGCCGGAUCCCAUAUUUCCUUCUCCUUGGCCUCUUUUCAUGUUUGACGAUGGAGGCGUCAGUGGCAGACACUCAGCCAGCAGCUGCACGAGGGAGGAACCUCUUCAGGAAGCGACAUGUUCCGACAUGUACAACGUCCCUAACCACAAGCAAGACGAAGCAGAUAUGCCUUCCCUCUUCGACUUGGUGAACAGCAGCAUGACCUACAACAAUUUGCCGCCUUUGGUUGACGACAUGGAGAACACUGUCACUGAGGAGGAGGCACAGCCGUGUUGUCUGGGAGACAAUGGGGAGGUAAGCGGGGAAAGCUUUGAGAAGAAAGGGCUGGGUGAGUGGCUGGUGCCACAGCAAUACUCUUGCUUGCUUUCUUGGGACGAUGUCCAGAGUCCCAUUGGAGAUGAAGCUAUCAUCACAACUUCCUCUAGUAUGGCCACCAUGGAUACAACGUUCCCUUUCCCAUGGCAAUAAACACACGUCACACACACGAGGGAACAUUUUGUGGUUUGGAAUUGGAUGGUCCUUUGAUUUGUUUUGUUUGCUUGACAUUGUGGAUAACAGUAAUAAUGAGCGAUGAUCACGCAAUAUGGAGAACAUUUGGAAGGAAGGAAUGGAAGAAAUGAAACGGGGAGGUGA